Rhodofomes roseus is the source of this 1592-nucleotide messenger RNA. RefSeq lists its product as uncharacterized. The record is from RefSeq and is a predicted model, not a curated record. The coding region runs from base 161 to 1546 and encodes 461 amino acids. NCBI's taxonomy places the organism in Eukaryota, Fungi, Basidiomycota, Agaricomycetes, Polyporales, Fomitopsidaceae. The transcript has 2 exons.
UUGCCUUGAUUUCACGACAUUAAUUCAUGUACUUGUUCUUUGUGUCGCGUGCAAGCGAAUGGCCUAGUAAUUAUAACACUGAUCAGUAAGUAAGUGAGUCAACCAUACAACUGACCGGCGUGGCUUCAGCCUCGAGGCAGGUGCACGGGACGACAAAGGCAUGGUAAUGGUACCGCUCUCACGGCAUAUUGCGAGCGCCCGAACACAAAGGACCAUCCGGAGUCGCGUCUCUCUUCUGUCGUCGCACUCACCUGUGCAUCCCCAUCGCCUAUCCCCCGUCGUCGUAUCGCGCACGAUUGAAAUGCAUCCGCCGUCGGCAGUCAUGACACUCGACUCCGAGAUUGCUGAACCUGCCGCUUCAAUUAUGCAGCCCAACGCCACGCAAAGCAUGGGCUCCCUUCAGCCCUCCGACGCGACGUCGCGGCGGAAUGUCUAUAAGAAACCAGUUCCGAGGUAUCCUCCAGGGAUACCUAUUCACAAUGCCGCGCAAAGCACGGGAUUUCCUCAGCCAUCCAACGCGACGUCACAGCAGGCGGCCGGACAGAAGGAAGUCCCUCGGUAUCCUCCAGGGAUACCAAUUCGCCACGUCAUGCGGGGCAUGGGCUCCCUGCAGCCCUCCGAUGCGAUGUCGCGACAGGAGGCAGAGAAGAAGCCGAUUCCAAGGUAUCCUCCGGGGAUACCCAUCCCCGCUAAUCGCCGCGGACAUCAUCGCCAGGAAUCAAUGAAGUUCUCAUCUGCGAACUCUUGGAGUUCAAAAACAGUUACGACGGAAAACAACCUAUCGCAGCGUGUUCCCUUGUCCGUUGACACACACAACUUCUCCGAUGGUGCAUUCAUUGCCAGGAGUUCAGCUCCGGCAGAACCGUCUUUCCAUACUGGUACUAUUCUGAAUUCAGUAUGGGUCGAUACUCCACGCGUCGGGCUGCAGCAUACGACGCACACGACGACCGGCCUUCUCGAGCCUUUCAGGAACGGAGGCGACAUCCUCAACCCUGCGUGGGUCAACAACCCGUGCGUAGGUCAGGGCCAGGUAGCCGGCGCGCACGCGCACCUACUCGAGGCCUUCAGACUCGAUCCUACCCGCGACCCAGCAUACGCAGGAGGCCUGUGCAGGUGGGGCGACAGAGCAGCGCCACGAGGCGUGCCUCCCAAGUCCCCGAUCUACGAGUACGGUCAAUCGGACGAAUAUGACUGGGCUGUCGCAGUCAGUACGUACGACCACCUUCACCUCGAAGACACGCGGUUCGCAAUGGACUUCUUGGAUAUGUGGAAGUACGAGUCGGAGGUCUUCAGAGAGUUGAACGAAAAGUGGGUCCGAGAGGCGCUGGUCGCGGACGAACGGCCGGAGGAAGAACCCAUAUUGCUCAAGGAAAUUCACUUCGACGGGAGCACGGGGUUGCUCCUGGCCAUGGCAGGCGAUGCUACGGCGGACGGACGUUCCGGAGGCACGUCGUCCAGUGAAUUCCCAUCGUUGCCGGUCCUGGACGACAUCAUUCCGGGGCUUGUCGGCUUGGGCGAGACGUUCGAGGAGGAGCGACGAGGCUGAACUCGACAAUGUUGGUCGACAAGGAGUGGAGAGAAGGGAGCUGUUG